UGGACGAACUGAAAUGAAGACUGGCUUGUCGACGUCGGAUACUCCAGACUCUUCAAUACGAAGUGAUGAUGACGAUGGAGAUGCGAAAUUGCUCAUCGAAAUCGUGAAGAAGAGAGACAUCGAAAAGUUUGAAACUUUUGAAAGGAAAUUUUCGACAGCAGAAGCAAAGAUGUUUUCUUCCGAAAGCAUUCUUCAUAUUGUGGCUGUGUUUGGCUCAUCAGAAAUGAUAGAAUGUAUGAAGAAAUGGAAGGGCAUCGAAUGGGAUGAAGAAAGAGAGAUCCACGAACACAUAUUCGGUGAAGCGUUGAAGGGAUUAACAGUCAGUAAUGCCACGGCGUUGUAUUUGGCGACUUUUUUGGAGAGAACGGAGAUGGUACGCUCGCUCAUCAAAUAUUCUGGAGAAGACAACAUUAGAUGCUGCUUUCGGAGCUUACACCUCAGUGACGAAAUGGAAGAGAUAUACAUGUUGGAUCAAGCCGAAAAAUUGAAAACAAAAUUUUCUAAACCUCGACCCACCGUCAUUCCAGGACAUCGCGUGGGAAAAGAUGGAAAACGCACUCGGGCUUUCAUUGUAUAUUCAAUACAUGAAAAUGAGGCUUCAAGCUAUGAACUUAGUGAUGGCCUCGGUUUAGUUAUGGUUCGAAAUCCGUACAUUUAUAAGAAAGAGGGGGGAUGCAGCGAAGAUGGAAGGAAGACGGUUUCAUCUAAAGACACAAAACGAGCUGAAAAGGCUCUAUCACUUCAUCAGAAGACUCUUUGGGCGAACCAUAGUAACUUAAACAUUAUAAACGUCAGUCCUGUGAUAUACCGGAACAACGGAGACGACAUCAUCGAAAAGCCAUGCAUCGCACUAUACUGUAGUACAAAGGGCGUAGUGCCACUCGGGGAACCAGAGUUCCCUAAACAGUUAGAGUUAGAAGACGGUGAUUUUAUUGAUGUUGAUGUACACGAAGGUUAUUUCAAACGAGGCAGAUAUAAUUCGCGGCCAAGUGAUCAAUUUCAUUCAACUCUCAAAAUGGGUUGUGAUAUCGGAAGAUCAACUCCUGAAUAUGAUGCACGAGGGAAUCCCCUUCAGUUACUUGGAGGCACACAUGGUCCGUUUGUGAAGUUUAAUAACAAUAUUGGAUUUCUUACCUGCGCACACGUGUUGUUUGAUAUUCCAGUUACAACAAAAUGUGUAGAUUAUACACACACCGGUAACAACACAGUUGAAGUCGUACAACCUUCAGUUGGUUCAACGGUUUUUGCAGGUUCUCCAUGUGGACAUGUACAUAGAGCUAUUUUCAAUCCGCAGCUGGAUCCAAGCGUUGAUGUCGCUGUUGUAGAGCUCACUGAUCCGAGUAGAAUACCAACUGCAGGCCAAUUUGCCAAUGCGAAACACAGUAGUUACAAAAAUGCAGGGUUUGACCAACUUCCUGAGUAUAACAGUGGAUCCAUCCAAGAAGACUUAACACAUGUCGGUACAGCACGCAUUGUGUUUAAAUUUGGAAGUUCUAGUGACGUCACAAAAGGAACACUAGAUGUGUGUGGAACUCACGUAAGACCACCGACCACGGCACUCGGCUUACCUAGAUGUACGGAGAAGGUCGAAAUGCAAAACCAGUAUCAAGUGAGUGGUGCCCAUCCAACAAUGACGUUUUUCACAGAGGGCGACUCCGGUUCACAGGUGUUUAUGAAGUCUGACACGGGUGAAUUAGUAUUAAUAGGAAUGGCUAUCGGACAUGCGUAUGUAGGUACCCACCCAUUUCCAUUAGCAGUUGUUACGCCUAUCGGUGCAAUAUUGAAAACUUUAGGCACACAGUACUCAAUAGCAUCGUUUCCAUAGUAACAAAUCAACAGUUAUUAUCGCUGUAGAAUGUUGAGAUUUUCCUAACUGAAUCUUUCUACACUACAUCACAGCAUUGAGUUGGGUUCCGUCCGUUAAACGUCAUUUAUAAAUGACUUAACGAGACAACGAUGUACAAAUUGUUUUUAAAAAGAUAAAAGAUAACAGCCCAACGAAAGACUAUAUACCAUAGCUAUUUUUGUGACAAUAUUAUAUUUCUAACAGAUGUUUCCGUUCACUCCUCGCUAUUACUUUGGUAUUUGUUGACCGAGUUACUUUGUUGCAAGUAUUUAUUCUGGACAUUUUUUUUGUGUAUUUUAGUGAUUAACAUUUUGUUAUAUUAUUCAAGGUCACGGGGUCAAAACGUUCAAUGUAAGCUUCAGGCUACUGAUGAACAUUUUGUAACGACAAGUGGAAGCAAAAUUGUAUAAAAGUCCGUAUUAGUCAAUUCACCAAAGAUCAAGUUCAUUUGAUCAUAAUUGUUUGUUUGGUUUUCCGCCCUGUGGAUUAUUUUCAGGGUUAUUUACAGACAGUGUCUACUUGUAGUAGAUAGUGGCUUCCUCACUAAAUAACAUACGAGAGACCUGUUGGCUGCCAUACAGAACAAUGAGGGUAACGUGUCGUUCUAAUUCAUACCUACAAAGUGUAUUUUGCUUCCUUGCGAUUGUUUUUGAAGUCCAAAUAUCAAGCGUCAAUGUUGGAUAUAUGAGCAGUUGUCUUCUUUGUAUUGAUGGGAGAUAAAUUUUCCCACAGGACGGGGCCCCUGCUCACCUGUUCUAACUAGUAUGAUGAUAACCUUCGUGUUUAAGACUAACCGGACAGCCGACGGAUGACAGGAAGGAAAAAUAUAUUGAUGAUAAAUAUCUGAAAUCUUUAAUUAUCUACAUCCAGUAUGUAUAUCCAUAUAUAUGUUUUAUAUGACUGAAUUGAUAAUACUGCACAAUUCGUUACAUAAAUGAUUAUUUUGAUUGCAUUAUAUACAUUGACACCAGAGAAACUAUUGACCAGUUAUAACGGUAAUUAUUAAUUGAUGUGUUUGUACGCUCAAAGCGUUAUUCUUCCAAAAAAUGUGUUAAUGAUAUGAUGACAUGACAAUCCGUUUUAAUUGUAAGAAUUUUGUUUUAUUAAUAUUCACAAGUAAAUUAACUUAAGUGGAAAUAUAUCAAUGUUUGUUUUAUCACGAAUGUAUGAUAAUUAAUAUCAUUAACAAAGGAAUGCGGAUGUAAUGAUAUCAUGAUACGUUUUAUUGAUAAGAUAUUCACAAUGUAUUAAAAAUAACAUGUUAUUGAACAAAUAUAUGUAUAUAUUCAGAAUGCUUUGUAGUUUGAUAACUGGUAUAAUUGCAUCUUUUUCUUAUCAUUAAGUAUCUAUGUGUGUCUACACAUCGUAAUGGAAACGAAAUCAACAUUUUAACUUAUAAUUGAUCAAUAAAGCCACAGUACGAACGAAAUAAAAACUCUGCAUGAAUAGUGUAAGACCCUUGAAAAAAACACAUUCAGAAUAAUAACCGUGUUCUGUGUUCAGGACUAGUAUGAAACAAGCAUUAAAUAUAUCUUACGCCCUAUCGGAAGGAUAUCGUGGUGAUCGUAUAUCGUACAGCUCGAAGGGAAGGUACUAUAUAAAGUAAAAUGAAAAGCGAACUAUUUAGGAACUAAUAUGAUCACUCUUAUACUUCUCAGCUCUGAGUUGUUCCCGUCAUUUUCUUCAUAAGUCAACGUAAAGAGUUGUAUUGUAUUGUCCCGACUUUUAUACUUUUCCCUGUCCGUUAAUAUUCCCAAAGCAUAGAUACACUCAAGUGUGUAGCAUGUAAUACAUUGUAUAUCUGAAUAAUACAUUUCACUUUUUUUAUCUAUUCCGAUAGGCUCUUCGAAGUAACCUCCCUCGUAUGAAAACAAAUAAGUUGGCCAACAGACAUGUUCAGUUUGUUUCCAUUCAAUCUCAUGACUUCAUCCAUCCGGACACUAGUUGUGUGUUAAAUGGAAUACGUCGCUCUUGUACAGUUCACAGAUAUGAACUUCCCCAUGUAGCUCUUGUACAGUUCACAGAUAUGAACUUCCCCAUGAAGCUCUUGUACAGUUCACAGAUAUGAACUUCCCCAUGUAGCUCUUGUACAGUUCACAUAUAUGAACUUCCCCAUGUAGCUCUUGUACAGUUCACACAUAUGAACUUCCUCAGGUAGCUCUUGUACAGUUCACAUAUAUGAAAUUCCCCAGGUAGAUCUUGCGCAGAAACUUGAGGCUGAGAAUGACUGAGAAGUAGUCGAUAAUGUCCUUAGCUGUUGAUAGGACGUUAAACAAUUAAAACCAAAUCAAACCUCCUCUGCAGGUACGGCGUUAGAAUUGUACCUGCUGCCCCCAUUGCAUAAUCGUACGAGACGACUUAAUUCGGGAUCUUAUCUUUUCUCUUCUUUCUUAACAACUUUCUUCUUCCUAAUGUCUCCCGAUACUGUAUCACUAGUCUUCCACCUCUGGGUUGCGAGU
Messenger RNA from Pecten maximus, 4305 nucleotides. RefSeq lists its product as uncharacterized. The coding region runs from base 14 to 1825 and encodes 603 amino acids. The record is from RefSeq and is a predicted model, not a curated record. Lineage: Eukaryota; Metazoa; Mollusca; Bivalvia; Pectinida; Pectinidae. The transcript is spliced from 3 exons.